This is a messenger RNA of Myxocyprinus asiaticus (Chinese sucker), 3316 nucleotides long. Its product is annotated as solute carrier family 13 member 4-like. Bases 514 to 2424 code for a protein of 636 amino acids. The transcript is spliced from 16 exons. The record is from RefSeq and is a predicted model, not a curated record. NCBI's taxonomy places the organism in Eukaryota, Metazoa, Chordata, Actinopteri, Cypriniformes, Catostomidae. Gene Ontology annotation, biological process: monoatomic anion transmembrane transport. Gene Ontology annotation, molecular function: transmembrane transporter activity. Gene Ontology annotation, cellular component: membrane.
AAAGGCAUACAAACGUUAACUGAGAGUUGUUAAUGCAUCCUGGAAGCAGUUAGCGCUAUUUCACAUUGUUAAGAUUGCUGUCAAAAAUAAGGGCGCAUGGCGAAUCACAGAUAGAAGCACCUACAGGUGGAGAAACAAAAGGAGCUGCCGCUGUCCUUUUCAUCAAUACAUCCUUAAAGGGUAUAAAACGGGCCUGAACAUCACUCCUGAAUGGAUUAGGAGGACCACAGGACAUAGCACAACCAUACAUGAACCAAAGACAACAGUUGCGCUUCCAAUCCAUGCACCCAAGCCAACUUUUAUUCAGAACGUAACUGAGUGUAUUUCAUAAAUCGCUCGUAAAAGGGAACGCGCAAUUUGUUUGCACAGAAAGAACUUCACGAAAACUAUAGUUAUAAUUCAUAUAAAGUUAAAAGGGAACGUAAAGAGGCUUAUUAGAAUCUUUCUGGAAGACAACUUUUGGAACCUGAACCCUGGACUUCUGAGGUAAACUGAAUCGCAAAGCAACCUCCCAUGCGGCUGGAAGGAGCAAGAAUGGACUUGAUCAAAAAAAUAUGGACGGCUCGGAAACUCAUUCUCGUGGUCAUGAUCCCGUUAUUGCUGCUUCCUCUGCCACUCAUCCACCCGUGUAGUGAAUCAUCUUGUGCCUACGUCCUGAUAGUGACAGCGGUGUAUUGGGUAUCUGAAGCUGUGCCAUUGGGUGCUGCUGCGCUGGUGCCAGCUUUCCUGUACCCGCUGUUUGGGGUCCUUAAAUCCAGUGAGGUGGCCUCGGAGUAUUUUAAGGACACCACUCUGUUGCUGAUGGGGGUCAUAUGUUUGGCUGCCUCCAUUGAGAAAUGGAAUCUGCAUAAACGCAUCGCUCUCCGGAUGGUCAUGAUCGCUGGAGCCAAACCUGGCAUGCUGGUGUUGGGGUUCAUGUGCUGUACUGUUUUCCUCUCCAUGUGGUUGAGCAACACAUCCACCACAGCGAUGGUGAUGCCGAUCGCUGAAGCCGUGCUACAACAACUGAUCUGCACCGGAAUCGCAGAUAGUCUUGAAGACUCGGUGACCAUGGACACACAGGAUGAGGAGAGUGAUAAAGAGGAAAACCAAAAAUUAAGCAAGAAUCAACUUAAGCUGAUGGACCGUACAGACAAUAAAAAACAUGAAGUCUGCAUGCUGAAUGAGGAGACAAAUGGUCCAGCAUUAAUUCCUGGUUUCGGCCCAGAAUUUUCUAAACACAUUAAUGGAUAUCUGCCAGAGGCUCCAGUCAGCAUUCCUGUGCCAAAGAAACCCAAAAUCCGUCGGGAUUCUCUGUACCCCACCAAGAGAGAUCACAUGAUCUGCAAAUGUCUGUCUCUUAGCAUCACGUACGCGGCUACCAUCGGCGGACUCAUCACCAUAACAGGCACAUCCACCAACCUCAUCUUUGCCGAACAAUUCAACAAUCGUUACCCAGAAGCAAAGAUCAUCAAUUUUGGCACCUGGUUCAUCUUCAGCUUGCCGAUCGCUCUGAUUAUGCUGAUACUCACCUGGAUCUGGCUGCACUUUUUAUUUCUGGGAUGCAAUUUUAGAGAGACUUGCUCUCUAAGCAAGAAACGCAAAACCAGGCGUGAGAUCCUUUCUGAGAAACGUAUUCAUGAGGAGUAUCAGAAACUCGGCCCUAUCAGCUAUCCUGAAGUCGUGACAGGUGUCUUCUUUGUUCUGAUGACCGUACUGUGGUUCACCAGGGAACCAGGAUUUGUCCCGGGCUGGACAUUGCUAUUUGAGAAGAAGGGCUACAGGACUGAUGCCACAGUGUCGGUGCUGCUCGGCUUCCUCCUCUUCCUCAUUCCUGCUCGAAAGCCCUGGCCAUCUGCAGUCUCCAGUGAGAACAAAGGUGAUGAUGAGGAUGAGGAAGAGGAUCCAUUAGCACCAAUGAUCACAUGGAAAGACUUUCAGAGACUCAUGCCAUGGGAGAUUGUUAUUCUGGUUGGAGGGGGAUAUGCGCUGGCUGCCGGAUGUAAGGUGUCAGGUCUCUCUAUGUGGAUUGGACGGCAGCUGGAGCCAAUGAGUGGUCUUCCUCCCUGGGCCGUCACACUGUUGGCCUGCCUGCUCGUGUCCGCCGUCACAGAGUUCGCCAGCAACCCCGCAACGCUCACAGUUUUUCUACCCAUCCUGUCUGCCUUGUCAGAGACUCUGCAGAUCAACCCUCUACACACUCUCAUCCCCGCCACCAUGUGUGUGUCCUUUGGUGUCAUGCUGCCUGUUGGAAACCCGCCAAAUGCCAUUGUGUUCAGUUAUGGACACGUGCAGAUCAGCGACAUGGUAAAGGCUGGAUUUGGUGUGAAUCUGAUUGGAGUUUUUGUGGUCAUGUUGGCCAUAAUGACGUGGGGAGAGACACUUUUCCACCUGAGCGAGUUCCCCACCUGGGCAGUGAUGCGUAACGUCACGGGCAGCAUGUAGUUGGCAGAAAACAGAAGAUGCAAGUGUGUGUGUGAGACUGAGUCAAAGCAGUGUGUGUUUGACAUGUAGGGACUGAAAACACUGAAUAUACACUGAAGGAGGCACACACCUGUUAUGGCCUUAUUUUUCCCCUGUACGUGGAGUACAGAGUUAAGAAGACAGUAUCUGUGAUGCCUCGUGGGUCCGUGAGAUGCAGAACUUUUAUAUACUUUGAGGUUAAAGGAAUUCGUCACCCAUUCAAAUGAAACGUUUCAUCUAUUACAUUUAAAAAGCUAUCGUGAACGAAAGCACAAUUGGUUGCAAAUAUUCAAAGUUACCAGCUUCUUUUCACUUAUAGAUCAGUGUUGCCUUAAAGUAUUGGCUUAGAUUAAAGUAAUAUUCUGGCUUCAAUACAAGUGAAGCUCAAUUGACAGCAUUUGUGGCAUAAUGUUGAUCACCACAAAAAAAGAAUUUUGACAUCCCUCCUUCUCUCCAAAAAAAAAAAAAAACUCAGCGAGUAAAGACGCUGACUACCACCCCUGGAGUUGCUAGUUUGAAUCCAAGGCAUGCUGAGUACCAGGUCUCCUAAGCAACCAAAUUGGCCCGGUUGCUUGGGAAGGUAGAGUCACAUGGGGUAACCUCCUCGUGGUUGCUAUAAUGUGGUACGCUCACGUUGGGGUGGGUGGUGAGUUGUUCGUGGAUGCUGCGAAGAAUAGCGUGAAGCCUCAACAUGCGCUAUGUCUCUGCGGUAACGCGCUCAACAUGCCACGUGAUAAUAUGCGUGGAUUGACAGUCUCAGACGCGGAGGCAACUGAGAUUCGUCCUCCACCACCCGGAUUGAAGCAAGUCACUACGCCACCACAAGGACUUAAAGCGCAUUGGGAAUUGGCCAUUCCAAAUAGGGGAGAAAAAG